Venustampulla echinocandica is the source of this 543-nucleotide messenger RNA. RefSeq lists its product as uncharacterized. The coding region runs from base 1 to 543 and encodes 180 amino acids. The record is from RefSeq and is a predicted model, not a curated record. The transcript has a single exon. NCBI's taxonomy places the organism in Eukaryota, Fungi, Ascomycota, Leotiomycetes, Helotiales, Pleuroascaceae.
AUGCUCGACCUGUCUCGCCUUAAAAAGGGAUUUUUUGCUAGCCUGAUCGACUAUUUUAUCACCAUCGGCCUCAUGAACCUUCUCGGCCUCCGGGUUCUAAUUGAUGGCAUGGAUCAAGCCAUGCAGGAGGCCACACUCGACCAAGGGACUGCCAUGUUGAAUGCAGCAGUCGUGCGUGGCUGCUCUCCGACCGGGGCUACAGGUUGGAGGAUUGAGGUCAGAGAUGGGCAGCCGUGUGUGUGCCAGGCAAACGAGACACAUGCUGAAAUGACUUGGGGUAACUACAGUGUUUUCAAUUCUGGGAAACCUAAGCCCAAACUAAGUGAUGCCGAUGACCUCAAGAAAGCCCUCGUCGAUGUGGAUGUUCUCGGAUUCUUUUGUGGCUGCCCUCAAAGGGAUAGCGUGAUGGGCUCUCUGUAUUUGAUGUUUAUUCCUGACGUAUCCAUUAACGUAGCCAAAACAUAUACUAGGACCUUGAGUAAAGAAAGAAAGACAGCGGAAGAAUCAUACCCUGCCACAUCCGACAUGAGCGUUCUUCGCUAG